AUGAGCUCUCAAGGCAUGACGCGCAAAAGGCCGGCCCCGGGCACGACUCCUGCAGUACAUCCACAGAUGGGCGCGGUUCCCAACUAUUCAUCCGCGAACCCGAAUUCUCAAUUAUCCAACGACCAAUUCUUACAGUGGGGGCAAAACCCCGCUGUCAACGCCGUGAAUACCUCCUCCUUCACCGAAAAUCCUGCAUACCAUCAAGGAAGUUUGAAUGCUCCGGAUGUGCCUGCUCCGGGAACAGCCAACAACAACCAACUUGCCCGUCGCCAGCAGGCGAACCAGCUUGUCAGUCGAAACCGCGGGUACGAGCAAGCGCCCGUAGCCUAUUCAGACCAUAAUCCAAGUGGAAAUCCGGGAGAGUCGGGUGCAUGGGGUGAAAGCCUCGAGGAGUUAUACUCGCGGGCGCAGGCCGCGAAGAGAGAGUCGCAAGCGAAGCGGAAACAAAUUCCACCUUUCGUGCAGAAACUCAGCAGUUUUCUCGAUGAGUCCAAGAAUACGGAGUUGAUUCGAUGGUCCGACGACGGCAAUUCUUUCAUCGUGCUAGACGAGGAUGAGUUUGCGAGGACGCUGAUCCCCGAACUUUUCAAACACAACAAUUACGCAUCUUUUGUCCGACAGCUGAAUAUGUAUGGAUUCCACAAGAAGGUUGGCCUUUCCGACAACUCCAUGCGCGCCAGCGAGCGAAAAAACAAGAGUCCGAGCGAAUAUGCAAACCCCUACUUCAAGCGUGGUCACCCGGACUUGCUCUGGUUGAUACAGAAACCCAAAAACACGCCAGGUCACACUAGUAAGGGGAGCAAAGGCGGAACCCGUGUGAAGACAGAGGACGUGGAUGAGAAUGAGAUAGAUGAUUAUGGGGAUGAUAGCGUGCCUGCAUCUCGUGAGAGCCGGCCAAGACCUCAGCAGCUUUCCCUCCUCACAGAAACCCCUAUGCAAUCAGAUCAGUUGUCUGGGGUGUACCGAGAACUGCAAGCGAUUCGUCAACAGCAACAGAUUAUUUCAAGUACCAUAACUAGGUUACGGAAGGAGCAUGAGCAGCUCUAUGCACAGGCCGCAAACUUCCAAGAGCAACACACUCGCCACGAGAACUCAAUCAACGCCAUACUCACAUUUCUCGCGACUGUUUAUAAUCGCAGUUUGCAAGGGCAGGAUACAAACCAAAAUAUCGCGAAUUCUUUUGCUGGAGCCAUCUCUGGGGAUCAGGGAAACAUUGUCGAUGUGGGCGAUGACUUUUCUUUGAGUUCUUUGGCCGGGCUGACUAGCCCUACUGGUCAAAGAACCAUGAAGAAACAGCCUUUGCUUUUGAAAGCUCCCCCUGUCGUUGACGAGAACAACCGUGCAUCUACCAUUUCCCCGGCGGCAAAUGGAUCCUAUGAGACCAGAUCUCGGGGUCAUGCCCGGCAGCCAAGUGCUGGCAAGCCUGGCCAUGUUGAGGAGGUUUUCGAUAACAGCCCACGGCAGAGCAAAUCUGAGCAUCCGGGGCAACCAAGUGACGCAAAUUCCCCUCAGCAGGACAUCAUGUCCGUCAUUCAGAACUCUAAUGCCCGAAAUGGCCUGGCCACAAGCUUUUCCGACUUCCCCAAUGUCCUUUCUUCCCUGGAAACAUCUGGCGGAAAUGUGCCUCUUACUGCUCACCAGCGUGCUGAUAUGCUUCGUCUCAUGGCCAAUGAGACCAACACAGCAGACCCCAGUGCUCAAGGCUCUGCAAACAACGCUCUUAUGACUCCGACUCCGCCCCCUAUGCCCCCGAAUUACUCAGGUCGCCUCGCAAACACUCGCCAAGAAAUUGACAACCUAGUCAAGAUGCAAGCCGAGCAGGAUCGAUCCGUUCAAAACCUUACCAAUCUUCUUCAGCCUUUGAGCCCAACUGGUGCCAUACCAGGAUUGGGACCAGAUGGGAACGGAAAUGUUCCUCCUCCUCCACUUGACCUUGAUACCAUAUUCAACAAUGACUACUUUACCGAUAUUGGAGACACAGAGCACGAUAGGAAGCUCGCUAAUCUUGAUCCCACUGGGCAACCCCCUGAGUUGGGAGCAAACCCGCACGAACAUUUGGGCCAAGACGAGGGUGACACCAAUGAUUUAUUUGACUUCGGACAAAUUCCUGGUGAUGGUGAUCUCUUUGACGGCGGCCACGGGCAAGAUCAGUACAGCUACGGUUUUGACGGUACUGGUUACGGUGGUGAUACCGGGUCUGGAAACAUGGAUUCAGGCCGAGUUAUUGAGCAGUUGACUGAUAGCGAGGCUACCAGUCCUGCAACAGCAGCGGAGACACCCGGUGAUCCUAUCGAACACGGAAGCAGUACGAAGCGGCGCAGAAGGGCGUGA
Molecule: messenger RNA, 2331 nt
Organism: Penicillium longicatenatum
Lineage: Eukaryota; Fungi; Ascomycota; Eurotiomycetes; Eurotiales; Aspergillaceae
Product: heat shock factor family protein
Exons: 2
Coding region: 1-2331 (776 amino acids)
Biological process (GO): regulation of DNA-templated transcription
Molecular function (GO): DNA-binding transcription factor activity; sequence-specific DNA binding
Source: RefSeq, a predicted model, not a curated record